AUGGCCCAAAAGAAUCCACUAGUUGAUGAACAAUUAUUUAAUGACAUAAUAGUUGAUUAUUUCGAAAAACUUGGUAGAACCAUGAGUGUUGCAUAUCAUCUUAGAAGACUUGAUGCUCUAGCUCAAGAUGAUUUCAACUGUCAUAAUGGAGAACCAAUAUUUGCAUUACAUUGUAAUCAUCCUAAAUUAGUUCCAUUGGUAUAUAUGACAAAAGAAGAUAUUUAUGAUUCAACAGAAAACAUAUUGAAAUAUAGAUUAUAUGACAAAUUACAUGUACGAUAA
Lodderomyces jiufengensis is the source of this 282-nucleotide messenger RNA. RefSeq lists its product as uncharacterized. The transcript has a single exon. Bases 1 to 282 code for a protein of 93 amino acids. The record is from RefSeq and is a predicted model, not a curated record. NCBI's taxonomy places the organism in Eukaryota, Fungi, Ascomycota, Pichiomycetes, Serinales, Debaryomycetaceae.